AGCCGCACUGUGAGUCCAGCUGGUGGGAGUUAGCUGUGUAAUGGCGGCUGUGGUGUUGAUGUCUGUCGAGAGUCCCGGUCCCGGGUUUGGGAUUGGCGGCCACAAUAACAGCGGGACCGGAGCGACUGGGAACGGCCACGGGGUAGCUGGACCUGCGUCAUGGAACCGUUCUUUGGACCGGGCCCUGGACGAGGCGUCCGUGACGGGCUCGCUGAACCUCAGCGGCAGGAAGCUGAAGGAGUUCCCGAGAAGCGCCGCAAACCACGACCUGACCGAUACGACUCAGGCCGAUUUGUCCCGGAACCGGCUGCCAGAGCUGCCGAUGGAAGUGUGCCACUUCGUGUCCCUGGAGAGCCUGAACCUCUAUCAGAACUGCAUCCGGCAGGUCCCUGACUCGGUGCUCAACCUGCAGUCACUCUCCUACCUGAACAUCAGCCGGAACCAGCUGUCCACCCUGCCCGGGUCACUGUGCAGCCUGCCCCUCAAGGUGCUCAUCGCCGCCAAUAACAAGCUGCUCUGCCUGCCAGAGGAGAUAGGACAUCUCCGCCAGCUCGCAGAGCUCGACGUGAGCUGCAACGAGAUCCAGUCGCUGCCUUCUCAGAUUGGCCAGUUGGAGGCUCUGCGGGACCUGAACAUCCGCAGAAACCACCUGGCCCGGCUGCCAGUGGAGCUUGCAGAGUUGCCACUGGUCCGGAUAGAUUUCUCCUGCAAUAAAAUCACCACAAUCCCAGUGUGUUACCGGAAUCUGAAGCACCUGCAGACAAUUAUACUGGAGAACAACCCUCUGCAGUCUCCCCCUGCACAGAUCUGUAUAAAGGGCAAAAUUCACAUAUUUAAGUACCUAAACAUAGAGGCCUGUAAGAUCACCCCCGAUCUGCCAGAAUACGACAGAAGACCGGCUGCCUUCGGAUCCUGUCAUGAAGACCUGUACCCCAGCCAGACGUACGGAGCGCUGGACUCGGGGUUCAACAGUGUGGACAGCGGGGACAACAGGUGGUCUGGGAACGAGCUUCUUCUUCCUCUCCAGCCCACUGACGAGUUCUCAGACCUUCCGCUGCGAGUGGCGGAGAUCAAGGAGCAGCGUCUGCGCAGAGAGAGCCAGUACCUGGAGAGCAGGACCGGGGCGCUUGUAUCCAAUGGGACAGUGGAGCAUGACGUGGAGCAGAUUGACUUCAUUGACAGCUGUCCUGAAGAGGAUGAGGAGGCACGCACACACAAGGGGGCCGAUCGAGGCAGCCUCAGCUCACAGUUCAUGGCAUACAUCGAUCGCAGGAUCAGCCACGAGGGUUCCCCGGUGAAAGCCAGCCCCACGAGGGAUUCGUUACGAGCAGAUGAUUCACAGAGAUGCCAUCCCCUCCCCAGCAGGAAUGGUGGAUGUGCAUCGCCAUCUAGUCCCUACAACCAGUGUUCUCACAGAGGCCAGGCCGGGGUGGAGCGAGCCCGCAGAGAGGCCCAGCUAGCAGCGCUGCAGUAUGAGGAGGAGAGGCAGAGGACCAAGCAGAUCCAGAGAGAGGCCGUCCUGCACUUUGUCAAGGUAGACCCACCUCCUCCCUCCUCUUCACUCCUGAAUGACCUGGACUUCAAGCACAAAACGACACUGAGCCCCACAAAACAGAGCCCCACAGACAGUGAGCGCCUUUUCCCCUCCAGACGUUCCCAGCACACAGACGACUCAGCACUCUUAGUGAAUGGGUGUCAGCCCCUCAUGGUGUUUGAAAUAGACACUAACACCAAUACCAUUAAGAGGAGACCGGGAACUCACAAACAGUCUCUCUCUGGGACUUCCCACGAUGGUUGUGCCUCUCAUGUCUCUCCUGCAGCAGCAUUUACCUCCCCCUGCUGUCCACUCCAGCAGAACAACGAGAGAUCCCCACUUUCACCGAGUGCCUCUUUCCCCCAAUCAGCCCUCCAAUCGCCUCCCUACCCUGGCCCUGCUUCCCCGCCCUCCUACCGAAGCCCCUCCCAUCGCCCUGAGAGCUUCCUGUUCCGCGCUGCUCUGAGAGAGGAGGUUAAGAGAGAUUACUCACAGUAUGGAGCAGCACUGACCCCAACCCCUGACACAGCUCCUCUCGUUCGUCUAGCAGUGACCCCCACACUGUCCCCUACGUCCCCUGUGUCCCCUACGUCCCCUGUGUCUCCAGUGGGAGAUUCUGAGGAGCCGAGGAGCCCGCAGAGCGAUGGGGAGCUGGGAGAAGACUCCCCUCUCGCAGAGGAGCUACGCAAGAAUAUCGAGUCCCGGUUGAAAGUGUCGUUGCCUAGCGACCUGGGGGCGGCCCUGACGGACGGAGUGGUGCUCUGCCACCUAGCCAAUCACGUGCGGCCGCGGUCAGUGUCCAGCAUCCACGUGCCGUCUCCCGCUGUGCCUAAGCUGACGAUGGCGAAGUGUCGACGAAACGUGGAGAACUUCCUGGAGGCGUGCCGCAGGCUGGGGGUGCCGCAGGCCCAGCUGUGUCUGCCGCUGCACAUCCUGGAGAUGAAAGGUCUGGCUCAGGUGGCCGGGACGGUCCAAGCCCUGCUGGAACUGGCACCCCCCAAAAACCUGCAGCUCUCCUCGGUGUAAGAUCCCCCAGCAGGAACCCCCCAGACCUCUCAUCCUCCCCUCACACUCCCCUGCAGCCUCUGCUCAUCACGGACCAGGACAACUCCUCCACAGUGGGACCCAGUGCAGGAGUGACCCUGCAGACCCCUGACCCCAUCAUUAUUUCAUCAGCAGCUUCCAGACCCACAGGGACAGCACAGAGAGGCUGUGCUCACCAGAGUGACUGCAGGAACCACUGUCUCUUCUCUUCUUUCACUCCUCUGUUCCUUUCUCCCACUUUUUCUUCUCCCUUCUCUUUAUCACUGUCCCUUUUUCCUUUCUCCAUACGUGUCUUUUAUCCAGUUCAUUUUAUUACGGGGGUGGAAAAACCCUCCUUUCUUGUAUGGGGUGGGGGGGUGUCUAUACAGUGGUUAAUAGUUUUUUCCAACAUUGUUUCAGGGUUUGCAUGGCACAUAGAAACCAAACCUCACUGCGGUCACUGAAGUGUUGUUUUUUUAAAGCAGUUUACUUCAUGUUGGUGAACAUCAGCGUGAUUCUGCUUGGCAUAGAAGACGCUAUUGCAAUUGUUUUAGGGAGAAAAUGGACGUUCAAUCCUAUUGCAUUCCAGUGACAAACUUACUUUCUGACACUGAAAAGAUUAGUAUUUCUAAGCUUUUUAAUGUAUGCUGUACACAAUAAUUAAACAGAAUACACACACACAGAGUGAAGACGGUUUAACUGGGAUCAUUAUAAAAACCACAAUCGCUGAACAUUCAAGCAUCAACAGUCCUGUUGCAUUACAUCAAUAAAUUGAAACAAUACAGAUUGCUGAAAGAUUUUUAAAAAAAGUGGUGGAAAUAUACAAAGGAGAUGAGGAGGACCAGUUUCUGAAACUCAGACUUGGCGUUUUUGGCACAAACCUGAUGCAGUGUUGUUAAAAUCUUCCCUGGCUUGUGUUUCUGUCCUGGGCUGUCUGGGCUGACAGAUGAUUCCAGUGGCAGUGCUUUGGUGUUUUGGGUUUUCCUGGUUUGUUCUGUCAUGUGGACCACUGAAGGCUCAGCUGAUCUCAGCUGUGUUAUUAGUGUGCAGUUCAGUUUUCGCUGCUUGCUGUUUUAUUCCUACAAGAUUCAGCCUGUCCCUGUAAUCAAGGAGUUCCUUGGUCAGCACACUUUGCAGUGCUUGACUGUGCGCAAGUGUUGCAUGAACUUGGUGAAUAUUGACCAUAUCUCGCCAAAAAGAAACAUGUAUCAUUUAUUGGGGGUUACAGAUUUGAAACAAGUUCACAAUGAAAUAGCUACACUAUUUAACCAAAUGCAUGGCUGUGCAAGAGAGCUGUGAAGAUGCACACGCUUCAGCUCUCCACCAGACACAGGCAAUGUUUAAACACAAUAAUAUUAGUAAGAAAUGCUAAUUCCAGGAUAUGCAAGUCUCAACAAUUCAUAUAUAGGAAAACACAUGCAUGCCUCUAUCGAAAGAGGACCUAGUCUUCAGAUGGUUUAUUUUGAGGCUGCUUACGUAAAAGCUUAUUAACAUGUCAAUAGUGUAGAUCUCAAUAACAGUAAUAAACUUUCUUCAUGUGAUCUAUGAUAGUGUAGCGCUUGCUGUUCUAGCCAUGCAUGCUCUUGUCUCAGAGAAUCCCACGCCAUUCCUCUUUCAGUUGUGGCAGUCACUUCAGUGUCUGCUUAGUUUACAGGGAGAGAACUUGAAGGUGCUGGCUGGGAUUCAUUGCAUUGUGACACAGCUUUACUGUUCAGCUGCACUUCAGCGGUUUUUAUGCUUCAGCCAAUUGCCUAAAUACUUUUUAUAUACGUUUAUAUUUGUGUUGCCUUGCAAUGUAUGUACAAGAAGUAACCCUCUGUGACAUUAUAACAGUGGAAAUGAUUCUGAUUAUACAGUACAAGGCUGGAGCAUAACCCCUAUCUCUGAAUUGAGAACCGCUGCAUUCCGUGAUCUUUCCCUGGAGUUCUUGAGCUCAUCUGGGGCUAUGUCCUGGUUUCUACACGGAGUAGUGACUGUUUAGGAAAAUAUUUCCCAUUCUGAGUUUAUUUUUCUGCCCCCCUUCAGGUUCUGUGCUGCAGAGGCAGAAUUUUUCUGCCCCCCUUCUCAUUCUGUGCUGCGGAAGCAGUAUUUUGGUUUGAAGCCAUAAACGCUCAACUUGCUGUCCAGAAACUCAUGCUCCCAAUUCACAUGUCCCUUGAGUGUAAAGUUAAAGGAACAGUUAUUGCUUUUUAACUGAAAGGCUUUUGUAAAGAAGCACCAACUAGACGUUCAGCGCUCUGCCAAGUCCUGGGGUAUUCCCACAGGUGCUGUGUGGGGAGUUUCCCAAGCGGUUCAUAUCGGCCAGUAAUGGUCAUCUCACUUGGCAUGUCUGCUGAAACUUAAAAUGACAGGUUUUACAUUUUUUUUAUUUUGAAAACUUUACAGUUCUUCUGACAUUGUUUUUGUAAUUUCAACUCUGCUAUAUAGCCCCCUUCUGGACCAGGAUCACAUAUAUUUAAUGACAGUCUAUAUACUGUAAUGUACUUGACUUACCAGUGUAUGUGCUUGUUAAUUUAUUCUAUUUUUUCAAACACUAAAAGGUAUAAAAAUGCUGUAAAAUCCUGGUCUUUGCGGGGUUUACUAUGUCCUUGCUACAUGUUUGCAGAGACGAUUUCAGUGCAGUCCAUGAAGAUAAGGACUAGGAAGUGAAACUUCCUGUAGUGUCAGACUUCAUACAGUAAACACUUACUGUAUGUAUUAUUUUAUUAUUAGUACAUGGAUACCAAAAGGUUAGUGCAGUGCAAGUAUCUGACACAGGAAUUACCGGAGGACUGACAGGUUGAGAAUGUGUACCUGGUGAUUCUUAAAAUACAGCAAAUAAUCCUUGACUGUUUCGAACUUGCUUUUUAUUGAUAUGGGGCUUUGAAAAAGGAAGUUAAAGGUGUUUUUAUUAUUAUUUUAAAGGUGUUUGUUUUCCUCCUGUGUAGAUAAGAUUUCAUUGUUUUUUAACUGAAUCCAAAGUAUGGUAGAGUUCAAGCAAGCCCUUGUAAUCAUGUAAUUAGCUCAGUUGCAGGGAGCUCCCCAUGGCCUCUGUGUUACUGUACAGUAUAUAAAUACAUUCCGUACAAUGAAAAGUAUGUAUUUCUUUUUAAAUUGACCUGUUUUUUUAUUUUUUGUUUUUGUUUGUUACUAAACAAUAUAGGGAAAACUGACCUGUCAAUUUAUUAUUUGGUGUAAUGUUAAAAAUAAAGAUGAAUUUUUUCAAGUCUAA
This is a messenger RNA of Polyodon spathula (Mississippi paddlefish), 5768 nucleotides long. Its product is annotated as DISP complex protein LRCH3-like. Bases 41 to 2560 code for a protein of 839 amino acids. Lineage: Eukaryota; Metazoa; Chordata; Actinopteri; Acipenseriformes; Polyodontidae. The transcript is spliced from 22 exons. Gene Ontology annotation, molecular function: protein binding. The record is from RefSeq and is a predicted model, not a curated record.